Molecule: messenger RNA, 2756 nt
Organism: Pleuronectes platessa (European plaice)
Lineage: Eukaryota; Metazoa; Chordata; Actinopteri; Pleuronectiformes; Pleuronectidae
Gene: stambpl1
Product: STAM binding protein-like 1
Exons: 13
Coding region: 1285-2598 (437 amino acids)
Biological process (GO): protein K63-linked deubiquitination
Cellular component (GO): membrane; endosome
Molecular function (GO): K63-linked deubiquitinase activity; metal-dependent deubiquitinase activity; protein binding
Source: RefSeq, a predicted model, not a curated record
GGAAGCUGUAGUGAGUCAUCUGUGAGCAGAGACGAUCUGUGCGCUCCACCAUCAUCAGCUGUCACACGUUUCAACGUCUUCUUCAUCCCUCGUUCCCUUUCAGCUGCGGGCUCGAUCCCGGAUCCGGACGUGGUGCGGAUUCAGUCCGAGUUUAGAGCCUCUGACCUGGGCUGUUCUCCAGCUGCGUCCCGCUCUCAGCUCCAGAUGUGACGGUGGAUUAAAGGUGGGACGGAGGUCAAAGGUCGAGCAGCAGCAGAAUGUGGACGAGCAGGAAGUUUGAGUUAAUCAUGAGUCGCUGCAGUCGGUGGUUCGACUCCAUGUGAAUGAACCAUGACACAGGAAUGCUAUCAAAGGUCGACUCAGUGUGAGCGGACAGCGCCCCCUGCAGGCUCACAGGAAAUCCGUCCAGUCAAAUGAUUCACGUGUUCAAACCGACCACAGCUCAUCUGUCUCGUGUUGUUUUUAGUCUCGUCCGCUCUUCUGAUAAAACCCAGUCUUCUUCACCUCGUCACUGCCCCUGAGGCUGGAGAGCAGAAGACACUCACUAGUACUAGACAGUUACCAGAUAUCAGAACCAGGACCAGGACCAGGAUCAGGACCAGAACCAGGACCAGAACCAGGAUCAGAACCAGGAUCAGAACCAGGACCAGGAUCAGGACCAGAACCAGGAUCAGGACCAGAACCAGGAUCAGAACCAGGAUCAGAACCAGGACCAGGACUAGGACCAGGACAAGGACCAGGACCAAGACCAGGACCAGGAUCUAAUCCGGAUUCAGGUGUGAACAGGCUUUAGUUUCUGACUGAAACUGUCUGCAGGCUCCAGCAUGAUGCAGCUGUUGCCAUGGUGACGUCCUCCAGUGAGGAUGAUUCAGAGCUGCUGGUUUCCAGUCCUCACUCAUCUGCUCAGAGAAGAAGACCCAUGCUAGAGUAUCACGGUAACUCCGGAUCCAAGGAAAGGUCCAGCAGGUGUGAAGGUCCAGCAGCUGUGAAGGUCCAGCAGGUGUGAAGGUCCAGCAGCUGUGAAGGUCCAGCAGGUGUGAAGGUCCAGCAGGUGUGAAGGUCCAGCAGGUGUGAAGGUCCAGCAGCUGUGAAGGUCCAGCAGCUGUGAAGGUCCAGCAGGUGUGAAGGUCCAGCAGCUGUGAAGGUCCAGCAGGUGUGAAGGUCCAGCAGGUGUGAAGGUCCAGCAGGUGUGAAGGUCCAGCAGGUGUGAAGGUCCAGCAGUGAAGCAUGAUGGGAGGUGGCAGAUGGACGAGCUGGUCGUGGGCCGAGUGACUGACACACACCAUGGACCAAGACUUCAGUUUGAAUACACUGAAGAAGCUGGCAGCAGAGCCGGACUACACUGACGUGUCGCUGACGGCGGCGGAGCGUGUUCGAGCGCUGGGGAAGAUGGGAUUCAGUGUGGAGAUCAACGACGACAUCACACCACGACGCUACCUCCGCUCCGGUGUGGAGAUGGAGCGCAUGGCGGCCGUGUACCUGGAGGAGGGCAGUCUGGAGAACGCCUAUGUCCUCUACACCAAGUUUAUCACUCUGUUCGUAGAGAAGCUGCCGAGUCACAGAGAUUACCAGCAGUGCAGCAUUCCAGAGAAACAGCUCAUCAUGAAGAAACUUCAGGAAGUGGCAUUCCCUCGUAAAGACGAGUUGAAGAAACGUCUUCAGGAGAAAUACAGCAGGGAACACAGCGAGUACCUCAGAUCCCAGAGCCAGCCGGUGGUGUUGGAUGGGUGUGGCCAGCAGCUGCAAUGCCUCUCCCUAUUGGACGAGGACAGGAGGCGGCGGCUGCUGCUGGAGGGGGAGAGGCAGCGUGUCGCCGCCUUGCGACGGAUGCAGAUCGAAUCAGAACAGUUUCGUUACUUCGAAGACCAGCUGAGGCGUCAGGAACUGGCCAAUAGCAGAGAGGAGGCGACACAAAAGGUGGAGACCAAAGUGCCGGAGGUGAUCGACAGCACUCGUCUAUCUCGGCAACCAAUCAGUGAUGCUGUACGAUCCCAGGGGGCGGAUCCAAACAGAAACAGACCUGCUCCUAUCAGCGAACCAGCUGCCACGUUGGCUGGAGUACAUUCUCAGAAGGUGGAAGGUCUGAGGCGGGUUGUGAUUCCCAGAGAUCUGACGUAUCGUUUCCUCCUGUUGGCUGAUUCCAACACGGCCAGAGGAAUAGAAACAUGUGGAGUUCUGUGUGGACGACUGACACACAAUGAGUUUGUGUUGACUCACGUCGUGAUCCCCAAACAGUCGGCCGGUCCAGACUUCUGCGACAUGGAGAAUGUGGAGGAACUGUUCAGCUUCCAGGACCAACAGAACCUGCUGACGCUGGGCUGGAUCCAUACUCAUCCCACUCAGACGGCCUUCCUGUCCAGCGUCGACCUCCACACUCACUGCUCCUACCAGCUGAUGCUGCCGGAGGCCGUCGCCAUCGUGUGCGCUCCCAAACAUAACGACACUGGCGUGUUCCAGCUCACCGCUCCGGGGAUGUCCGAGGUGUGCGGCUGCAGACUGAAAGGUUUCCACCCUCACUCCAAGGAGCCGCCUCUCUUCACUGUGUGUAAACAUGUGGUGGUGAGAGAGUCAAAGAUCAGCCUGCUGGACCUCAGGUGACAGACAGGAGGCGCUGUGAGCUCUGCGUGUCUGAAACCAUCCACAUAUUGGUUUUAAAUGUUUGAUUUGAAGUCAUCACACACACACACACACACAUACACACACAUACCUGCUGUGAGUGUGUGUGUGUGAAUCUGUUUUUAAUAAAACAUUGAGAA